Linepithema humile (Argentine ant) is the source of this 4080-nucleotide messenger RNA. The record is from RefSeq and is a predicted model, not a curated record. NCBI's taxonomy places the organism in Eukaryota, Metazoa, Arthropoda, Insecta, Hymenoptera, Formicidae.
GGCCGCGUCUCCAUUCUGAGAUUUUGACAUCGUAUGCCACAAUAGCGCCACAAAGAAUAUGCCGCCAAAAUGCAUGAAAGUUGUCUGCUAGUUGAAGGAGCAUCGACAUGUUUUUUUCAUAGUGUUUCAAGGGCCAGGAGCUCUGUUAAAAUUAGCUCAAUGUAAUUUAUCUCAAUGUUACAAUCGAUUACCCAAGUUUUGCAGCUUUGAUCGCAAAUACGAACGCGAAAGCAGAUUUACAGAUGGAUUUUGAUAUUACCUGCGACUGCAGCGGUAAAGUGAAUAUCAACGAUUGGCAACUCGACAGAGAUGGUUUGUUUUCCCAUAAAGAAGUGGACAAUGUGCUUUUUCCACAAGCCGACUAUCCUUUUUCCUGUAUCGAAGUCAGACUCUUUGACUGUGUCAUGCCUGGAGCUGUUGGUGUGAUGAAUCUUAAUCAUCUCACUAAUUGCAUGGAGAUGCAAUUGAAAAUAUUAAACAGACAAAGCAGAUCAACUGUAUUAUCGAGAGUGUGUGAUAAUGAUGAUGAAAAUUAUUUUUCCUUAAGAAAAAUGAUCUGUAACUUCAUUUUAUAUUUCCGUGCAUAUAUGAAUGGUAUAAGGUGGGACCUCAGUGCCUUGGAAAUAGCAGUACCUGAAAUUAACAAAGAUGUGGAUGCUUUGUUUAAUUCUCUCAAGCGAUUUUUUAGUACAUUGCGUAAUAUUCCCGAUUCAAUUCUGCAUUAUGCUGCUUCCAACAUAGGAAAUAAGUGUAAGCAGCCAGAAUUUCACUUAUGUCACACACAUAUAGAGUUAAGAUGGUUUUUCAUCACAUUAGUACAUUCAAGAACUAUGUGGUGCCAAUAUCAAAUGCAUCCAGUGGAAGAAUUUGAAAACAGUGCUGAAAUGGUCAUCAAUGAUCUCAUAUAUUUUGCCUUGAAAGUAUUUGAGAGGUUAUCUUUAAACUGGACUGUAGAUCAUAAGCAAAAGACACCGUAUUUCUGUACAUGUACACGAGAGCUGUGGCUCAUGCUACAAAUAUUUAUCGACAGUCUAGAGGGAAGGAUGAAAACGAAGACAUUUUGGGACCACGUAAAUAGCUGUAUCCAUAAAGUAUUAAACACAGAUCAGACCCAAAUGAUAUUUUGGCAUAAGAGCGGAGACUCUGUUCUGCCGGAUUGUAAGAAUCCUGAACUGUUCUGCAUCUGGAUAGUGUAUCACUUGUCUCUGUUGUACGGAUACAGUAAUGACGGUGUAUACUUGCAGUCAAACUCGUCAAGGAUUAAAUCCAAUUACGAACAAGUGGAGAAAGUUCUAAAAAUAUACGUGUGUAAAGGUGGAAAGGACGGCGAGAGGGAUGAACUUGAUGUCGAACUCAAGAUCAUAAUAUCGCUGUUGCAUGAGCUUAUUAUUAACUGGUGGCAACCGCGUGUGCCGGUUAUAUCAUUUCUCUGGGACUGUUUUCACAAAAGAUUAGACCAGCCGUUCUUGUUGCAGACCUCUGGACCUUGGGCUUUGUCCCUUGAAAAAAAAACUGCUGCAGACAUUCUAAAACAGAUUAAUAACAGAAUUGACAGCAAAUUUGAGCAUUCCAAGGAAUCUAGCUAUGGCAUGUUCUUAUACUUAAUAGGCACCUUUUUGAAGAAAUACAGUAAGGUAGACCCGAAAUAUUGGAAUCAAAUUAAAGGACGUGUGUACACGAAAUUUUCGAAGAAUAAAGUCGCAGAGUUCUCCGAGAGUGGCCUCUACAACUUCAUAUCCUUAUUUAUCACUUUAGCUGUUACUGCAGAUAUUACAAACGUAUGCACGACGAUGUUAGAUCUCUUGCCAUCCACGCAAGAAUUAAACAGCGAAUACAAUAAAAAGUGCAAUCUAAUCUGGAAAGGAAAACUAACGUGUCUCCUAUUGUUCAACGAGAGGAGAUUAUCCUUUGCUCCGAUAAUUAAUCAUUUUACGGAAACAGUCAACUUAAUAAGCUGUCGCAAAGACGAAACAUCUCGUUCCAUGAUGACCAAUUUCGUCGAUGUCUUAAAUACAGUCUUGUCCGCCAGUGAGAAAAUUGAUUUGGGAGAAUACAAUUUCAUAGGCGGUUGGAUCGAUCGUUAUCUCUUAGAGUGUCCGAAGAACAGAAUUGGAUUUUUGCUGGAAAUGCUCGCCAAUGUUUUGGACAAGUGUGUUAUUCUGCAGGUUUCUUGUGACAAUUCGGAUGGUGCCAGGGAAAUGUUAAACGCGCUGUGGGGUUCUGUCGCUUGUAGAGUCCGCCAGCUCGUCUUUGAUCCCGUGCUUACUGGUGACAAUUAUAAAAUUAUCUCCAAACUGGCUGUCAUAUUUACGUUAGAAGCAGUCAGAGAUCCGGCUACUGCUAAGACGCACAAGCAUUCAACUAUGUCUUUAUUUCAACACUUUGCGGCAUCAGUAUUUGUGAAAGAUAUAAGAAUUACUCAGUGUUACUUAACGAUGAUUCUCGAGAACGGCGAAGCGGUGCAAAGCCUGAAAAAGGAAAUUGCAAAUUUCGAUAUUAUUCUUAUCCAAGCAUGGAUAAAGUGUUCUAUCGUUGGCUACAACACAGAUAGGGAAGAGACAAGGAUUCUGCAAAAUUACAUUCUCAAUCUCGACGAUAUCAAGGAAAUAUUCAUGUCGAAUUUCAGGAAUCUGCAGGAAUUUAAGAAUGGCAAUGAGCCUAUUAUUACAUUCAUAAUAUCGUUCAUGGAGAGGCAGAAUGCAUUAAAGACUGAUCAGGAAAGGCUUCGAUAUAAUGCGAAAUGUAAAACGUACUUUAAAAACUUGGAGAAGUGGGUCCUGAUACCUGUAACGGAGGAGACGAAAAACACGGAUCUGGCGAUUUGGAUUUACAGGUGCCUUGGAACAUUGAUUCUCUGCCUUUCUCCGAUGCUGUAUGCUAAAAAUCAACCAAACGACAUGUUGAGAACGCUUAUUAAUAAAGUUCUACUGGUACCCGAGAACUCUGCGCAAUCGUAUAUAAAGCAAUUGGGCAAGAGAAUAUUCUCGAUGGUAUUACUCGGUCUGGAAAAGUUAAACGUCAAGAGCGACAUACUGUUACAAGCGAUGAUCAGAGAUAUCUUGGAUCAGUACUUGCCGGUUUUAAUAACCGAAGAUAAUAGCGGAUGCAGUUUCAAAGUUAGCGAUUCCUUCCUGAAAUUUUUCAAGGACGCGAAAUGCGAAUAUCUACGCUUGAUUUUCGAAACGCUGAUGGCGAAUUUUUAUACUAUAUCAUCCGACAAUGUCGUGCACAAGCACGCCAACUUGAUAACUUGGCUCAUAAAAACGUUGCUUAAAGAGGGAACGUAUCCCAAACACGUCACGGAACAUAUCAUCCAAAUUUGUUCCCCGAACAUCUUUGGAUGCUACAUGAAGGUUUCGGAUCAUCAUCCGCAUAAGCUGCACACAAUUGACUUCAUCAAAAAUGUAAUUAAAAAUGCUUAUUACAAAGGGGAUAAAUCGAUCAGAGAAAAAUUUUAUACUGCCGUUUCUGCUAUGGUGCAAAAAUAUCUGAUCUUAAACACACAAUUUACGUUUGAGCUUAUACAAUCUAUCCUGACAAUAGAGAAAAGUAUUAUAAUCAAUUUGAUUCCGCAACUUGACACAAUUAUAUUUCAAGCUGAACAAAAUCGUCGACCCAAUGUGGUGUCAUUAAGGUUCAUGUUUAACCAGCUAAAAAAACAAAUGUUGAAUAUGAACAAUGAUGUGUGACGAGAUUACAAAAAUUUAUUAAUAAAUGCUAAAUAUAUACUCAAUAAUGACGUUCAAAGUCAUUGAACUUCCAGACCGAGAUCAAACAUUGGGUUUCAAUCGAUAUUUGAACUCGACGGAUAUGUAACUAUUUCAAUGUACAGAAAAUCGACUUAAGUUUAUACGAAGUUAAGAUACAGCAGAAGCUUUUUAAAUUAUCGCUAUACAUAUUAUAUAUCAUAUUCGAAAUGAGAAAUUCGCAUCAAAACCGAUGUACAAAAUAAAAAUGCAAAUUAUUGUCAUAUACCGAUAUCAUGUACUACACAGGGGUACCGCAAAUCAUAUAAUCAUGCACAAGUAAGUUCACUCAAAUCGCAAAAUCACCUAUUUCGAGAAUAUAAGAAAAAUGGAA